AAAUCCUGGUCAAUUUGCGGGAAAACCAGGUAGAACGUAGAAGAAACAAAUGCACCCGCCUUCAUUCUUUACGGAAAGCCCAGGGAUUUCGCCCUAAUUACAUAUUUACCCGGUCCCCAGGUCUCCCCGGUUCAAAAGACUAUAGAGCGACACUCACCUAUCUCUUCUUCCUUGUUCACCAUUGUAGUUGCUAGCUUGCUGCAAGCAAAAAUGGCGAAGCCCACCCUUGCGUUUUUGCAUUUCGUUCUGUGUAUCUCGCUUCUCCGCUUACCAUACGCGCAAGCAUCUUCCAAUCCCGAUUUUCAGGCGUUAAUGGCGUUCAAAACUGCUUCAGAUCCCUCUAACAGGCUUAGUAGCUGGAACCAAACCGCCGAUCCAUGUACCUGGUACGGUGUUUCAUGUGUUCAGAACCGCGUUUCUCGUUUAGUUCUCGAAGGACUGGAUAUCCAUGGCAGCUUUGAACCCUUAACUAAACUGAACCAGCUUCGUGUUUUGAGUCUCAAGAGGAACCGCUUCUCUGGUUCGAUUCCCGACCUUUCUAACCUCACCACACUAAAGCUUCUUUUCCUCUCCUACAAUGACUUUACUGGAGACUUCCCCUCCUCCGUAACGUCGCUUUUCCGGCUUUAUCGUCUUGAUCUGUCUUAUAACAACCUCUCCGGUCAGAUUCCAGUUACAAUCAACCGCCUUACGCACCUCCUCACUCUCCGACUCGAAGAGAACCAGUUUUCGGGCGGUAUUUCCAGUUUGGACAUCCCGAACCUGCAGGACUUCAAUGUGUCAGGAAACCGCCUCACCGGUGCCAUACCCAAGUCCUUGUCUGGUUUCCCAGAGGCGGCUUUCUCUAGGAACCAGGUCCUGUGCGGGUCGCCAUUGCCGAGUUGUAAGAACAUUGUGAGCGACCCGAGCAGGCCCGGCUCCGAAGGGGCUGUGGCGUCGCCAUUAAGUCCUCUCGACGAAAGACCGGGGGUGGUCUCGUCGUCGCCGAGUUCGAAACCGGAGGUCUUAGAGACAACAGGAAAUAGUCACCACGGCGGAACCGGGAAGAUGAGUAUGCUCGCCGUCAUAGCCAUUAUACUCGGCGAUAUUUUGGUGCUCGCGCUUGUCUCGCUCGUCUUGUACUGCUACUUCUGGAGAAAUUACGCGGAAAAAAUGCGCGAGGGCAAAAACUCGAGAUUAAUGGAGGGAGAAAAAAUCGUUUACUCGUCGAGUCCCUACCCUCCGCAAGGCGGGUUCGAGAGAGGAAAAAUGGUUUUCUUUGAAGGGGCAAAGCGGUUUGAACUGGAGGAUUUGCUGAGAGCUUCGGCCGAAAUGUUGGGGAAAGGUGGGUUUGGAACGGCGUAUAAGGCGAUUCUCGAUGACGGAAACGUCGUUGCCGUUAAACGGCUUAAAGAGAUUCAAGUCGGGGGGAAACGUGAGUUCGAACAGCAAAUGGAGAUAUUGGGACGGUUAAGGCACCAAAACGUCGUUAGUAUGAAGGCUUAUUAUUACGCUAGAGACGAGAAGUUACUGGUCUACGAGUAUAUGCCAAACGGAAACCUAUUCUGGCUCCUCCACGGUAACAGGGGCCCCGGCCGAACCCCACUAGACUGGACGACAAGGUUGAGGAUCGCAGCCGGAGCUGCUCGUGGGUUUGCCUAUAUCCACCACUUCUGCCGAUCGCCGAGAAUCUCCCACGGUAACAUUAAGUCUACAAACGUUCUCAUCGACAAGGCCGGGAACGCACGAGUUUCUGACUUUGGUCUCUCUGUCAUCGCCUCUCCUGCGGCUCCUCCAAGAACAAACGGCUAUCGUGCUCCAGAGACGUCAACCGACAGCCGGAAAUGUUCGCAGAAGGCAGACGUGUAUGCCUUUGGUGUGCUACUGCUGGAGUUGCUAACCGGGAAAUGUCCGUCGGUUGUGGACAACGGAGAGAUGGGUGUUGGUUGUGGGGUGGUAGUUGAUCUUCCGAGGUGGGUCCAAUCUGUGGUGAGGGAGGAAUGGACGGCGGAGGUGUUUGAUCUGGAGCUGAUGAGAUACAAGGAUAUAGAGGAGGAGAUGGUGGGGUUGCUGCAAAUCGCCAUGGCUUGCACUUCGGUUUCACCUGAACAACGGCCCAAGAUGGGUCAUGUGGUGAAAAUGAUAGAGGAGAUAAGGGGAGUGGAGGAGGGUUCACCAUCGCAUGACUCGUUUGACUCGGUAUCUGAAUCGCCUUCCAUGUCAAUGUCGGACGACAAGGCGACGAGUCGAUGAUGACUGAUGAGCUACUAGAAAUAUAUGGAGUGAUUAUGUUGGGGAUAAUCAUGUAAAUAAUUAUCCCUAAUAAGUUGGGAUUUGGGAAUUGGGAAGGCCUUUUCUUUGUAUUGUAAUUCUGUUGUAAAGUAAGAGCUUUAGUUGUGUGGGUAUUGAGAUUGAUUUUUGUUUUGUUUUCGGAAUGGUUCAAGUAGAGAGUAGAGAGUGUGAGUAUUUGAUUCUCUCAACCACAUGAAAAGGAAAUUAAUGCAUUUUUGGUUUUUGAUUUGA
Nelumbo nucifera (sacred lotus) is the source of this 2502-nucleotide messenger RNA. RefSeq names its product putative leucine-rich repeat receptor-like protein kinase At1g68400. The record is from RefSeq and is a predicted model, not a curated record. NCBI's taxonomy places the organism in Eukaryota, Viridiplantae, Streptophyta, Magnoliopsida, Proteales, Nelumbonaceae. Gene Ontology annotation, molecular function: ATP binding; protein kinase activity; protein binding. Gene Ontology annotation, biological process: protein phosphorylation.